Molecule: messenger RNA, 959 nt
Organism: Seminavis robusta
Lineage: Eukaryota; Bacillariophyta; Bacillariophyceae; Naviculales; Naviculaceae
Source: the annotation of a GenBank genome assembly
CGAAGAGUACAGAAGCGAAGCAUCAUUCUUCUCUCCAAGGCCAUUACCAGGUAAAAUUUAUGCUGUUCAGCAUGAGAACCAGCAAGGAUUUGUUUUUCGCCGUCGCCUUCUGCUACCCUUCUCACAAUAUCUUCAUCAUCUAUUCCAAGAAGCAACACUUCAUCUAACACAAAAUCUUAUCAACAUGUCGUCGAACCUUUACGCCACAAUCCAUGAAGCCACCCGCCUCAACCACGAAGGGGUGCGCUGUCUCGGCGCCAACGACAGCCAAAGCGCCCACCGCCUUUUCAAACAGGCGUUGGCUGCUAUCAACUCGAGCUUGGCCAAUGACAUCUAUGAAGGCGAUGACGAGAAGAGUUCCCACCCUCGAACGAUCCCAACACUUGCACUGCCUAUUGCUGGUAUGGAAGACGACUUAUUUUACGUCCACAGUCAAGCCCUGGUUGUCGAUUUUUCUGUUUUUGGCCCAUCUUCCAGUACUCUCCACAUUGCCAGCACAGUCAUUCUGUUCAACCUUGCUCUCUCUUGUCACAAGUAUGGCAUGCAGUACAGCGCCGAACCCAAUCUCCGAUCUGCCAGCCGCCUGUAUGGACUCUGCAGCAACCUGGUGAAUCAGCAACUUGAAGAAUCUGAGACCUUUUCAGCCGCCGACGACUUGGCCUCUCUGGUUGCAUUCGCGGCUUUGAACAACAAGGCUCAAAUUCAUUUCCGAUACCUGGUUGAUCCACAAGGAGCAGUUGAUAUUUUGAAGACUUUGAAGCCCACUGAGGCUAUUCUGUCCAUUGAAUCACCCUUUUUGGAGCCAGCUCAUUUGGAGGCGAUUAUGCUCAACCGCUUCACUCUGGCGGGAUCGGCACUCUUGCCGUCCGCAGCGGCUGCCUAACUUGACCGCGUCUUGCAUCUGCUAGCCUGUAUUACAAUAACCGAUACCACUAUAGAGAUUCAUACUUUUUCAGUUU